Messenger RNA from Pseudo-nitzschia multistriata, 1043 nucleotides. The record is from the annotation of a GenBank genome assembly. NCBI's taxonomy places the organism in Eukaryota, Bacillariophyta, Bacillariophyceae, Bacillariales, Bacillariaceae.
CUCCCAUAUUUCUUUCAGCACGUCUUUUCUGUAAAUAAAUUCAAUACAACCAUGAAGCUCGCUAUCGCUACUAUGAUGAUCGCUUCGGCGUCUGCGUUCACCGCACCCCAGAAAACUGCUUCCACCACCGCCUUGGCCGGAGUUCCUUUCGACCGUCCCUCGGCUGCCCUUCCUUUCGCCGAGAACGGAUGCCCYGCCACCCUCGACGGAUCCCUUCCUGGUGAUGUCGGUUUCGACCCUGUUGGUUUCUCCACCACCCCUAUGGCUUCGUUCUUCGACUCCAAGACCGGUGCCAAGGACUCCAUGAGCGAUGUCCAAUGGUUGCGUGAAGCCGAGCUCACCCACGGCCGUAUCGCUCAAUUGGCCGUUGUUGGUUUCAUCUGGCCUUCGGUCUUCGGAACCUUCCCCGGUAACGAGUGGACUGGUGUCGACGCCUACKCUUACAAGAACCCCAUCGAGGAACUCGAACACGUUCCCGGUGAGGCCGUUGCCCAGCUCGUCUUGGUCUUCUCCUUGAUUGAAUUCCGUCGUGUUUCUUUGAUCAAGGCACAGGGACCUGACCGCCUUCCUGGUGAUCUUCAAUUGGGACAAGGACCUGGACCUCGCAUCAACCCUUUCAACCUUGACUACACACCAGAACAAUUCUACGAAAAGCAAGUCCAAGAAAUCAAGCACUGCCGAUUGGCCAUGUUGGGUGCCUUCGGUCUUUUCUGCCAAGCCGCCAACUCUGGAUUGGACAUCGGCGCCCAAAUCGGAGGAGCUCUUGCCACCCCUGAAUACCGUGCYAAGGCCGGAUACUUCCUCCCUGAAGGCAUCUAAAUUCUCUCGUUCAGAUGUGAAUGAGACGAAGAMAGAGGAGUGAUUAUACCCGAUGCCAUUUCACUUCUCUUSAAGGCGGACUCUCUCUAGGCGUGACUGAGAGUAGUGGUAUAGACUUAUUGAGCCUAUGUUGGAUUUUUACUCCAACGAACUCAGCUACUUUUUUCUUGAAGGAAUCGAGAACGCGAUUGUACCUAAUCUCAUAUUAAAUCUAUUCUAGGCAA